AUGAUCUAUAAAGGUAAAGUUUUCGGAGACGAUAUAGUACCAUUUGACGCGAUUUGUCGGAGCGUGGAACCAAUAGCGAAGAAACUUGGUGUACCAUUGAAUAGCGCUGCUGACUGGAUUGAAACAUGGGAGGACUAUAUGAGUCGUGCAAAUAUUGCGCACAUUCUUUUCGACAGGCCUGAAAAGCUCCCUAUUGAGUGCGUCAGUCAUAUCCCUUACUCGAAAUCACGGAAUGAACAUCCGUCAUCGUAUGCUUUUGAAUCCGUUGAUUGGAACAACAUGGCAUACAAGUCACAAAGAAGUGCUGUACCAGAUCAGAAAAGUUAUCGAAAUUCUCAGACUUCUAACAUGGAACCACAUCAUAAGUAUUACGCGCGGCAGCGAUAUGUAUCCAGAGAUUCAGAAUCUUCUGACGAUGAUCUGGACUACUCUGGGGAAGAGGAGGAAUUUCAUGAACCCCGAUCAGCAAGACAUUCUCGCUUACCUAGAGGGUACAGACAAGACGAUGGGCCAAGUGAAAAGCCUGAAAACAAGAAGUUGAAGUAUGCAGGCAUGAUUGCUGAAACGGUGACAGCUAAUGCCAUUGGAGAUGUGUUUGGGUUGAUAUUCGAGUCUGUUAUUGGGGCUAUUUUGUAG
Molecule: messenger RNA, 636 nt
Organism: Botrytis sinoallii
Lineage: Eukaryota; Fungi; Ascomycota; Leotiomycetes; Helotiales; Sclerotiniaceae
Exons: 1
Coding region: 1-636 (211 amino acids)
Source: RefSeq, a predicted model, not a curated record